CUCCUGUCCACCCGUGGUUGUUGCAGAUCCGGCUUUUCCUCGUCUCAAUGGCUCGCUUCGCUUUCCUUUCCCUGGCUUUGUUCUCGGUUCAGGCCUUGAUCGGCGGUGCUCUGGCAGCAGAUACCGCAGAUAAGGCUGAAGAGACAUUUGAAGCGCCUACUCUUGCUGUGACUGCCCAGGCAGCAUUCCCUGCCUCUGAGAUCUUCGGCGUGAAGCUCGUCAAUGGCCACCCCACACAGGCCUUAGUGACCUUCACCAACAAUGAAAAGUCUGCCGUGACUGUUAACUUUAUCGGUGGUACUCUGUCUACUCUGGGAGAGGAGAGUAAGCUGGUCCGCAAUUUGACCGCGACUCGCUACGGCGUGGAAAUUCCCGCGGGUGCACAGGAGAGCCUGAGCUAUAGCUUUGCCACCGAAAUGCACCCUCAGGAUCUUAGGCUCUCUCUCGCCUCGGUCGUUUCCGAUACAGAGGGCCGUUUCUUCACCGUGUACGCUUACAACGGCACCGUUAGUGUUGUUGAGCCGGAAACUAGCAUUUUCGAUCCUCAGAUUAUCUUCCUUUACUUCUUCCUCCUUGCUUGCUUUGGUGGCGUCGUAUACUUCUUCUAUACAGUUUGGAUUGCGCCCUACUUCCCUCAGAAACGAAAGUCUGCCAAGCAGGAAACAUCGAGGAAGAACGUCGCCUCGAAGAAGACUGAAGCAUCUGUCGACAGCCCUGCUGUUUCAUCCGCCACUACCUACAACGCCGAAUGGAUACCCGCUCACCAUAUCAACCGCCCUGAAGCCAGGAAGGUUAAGGGUACCUCCCGCUCCAAGUCACGGGCAUAAACGGAUUGCAUCCGAUGUACCACUUUUAAACUUGAGAGUUUCCGAGUUAGGCGCUCCGCAAGGAAAGUCUUUUUCCAUAAUGUCAUUUUCUGCACGGCAAUUUGUUUUCAGGUGCCUAUCAGGUUAGCGAACCUGUGCGCGGUUAUGCUGAGAAUGAAAUCCGUCAGGGCUCUCAUUAUACAUUGGAUUCCCCGCAUGUAUAUUUACAUCUAUUUAACUUGGCGGCUCAUUGGAGCUUUGGUCCUUUUCACAGGUCGUUUGGCGACAAGCGAUCACGUUCUAUUUAUCAAAGAUGCGGUUUUAAAAACCUGAAGUUCUGGUCUCAAAUUUGUGCCC
Messenger RNA from Aspergillus nidulans FGSC A4, 1163 nucleotides. RefSeq names its product putative translocon-associated protein, alpha subunit. The transcript has 3 exons. The record is from RefSeq and is a predicted model, not a curated record. Lineage: Eukaryota; Fungi; Ascomycota; Eurotiomycetes; Eurotiales; Aspergillaceae. Gene Ontology annotation, cellular component: endoplasmic reticulum membrane. Bases 48 to 827 code for a protein of 259 amino acids.